UUUAUUAGUUUAUAUAUAUCUAAUAUCAACGGUCGACUCAGGCAUUUGAAAUUCAAAAUUCAAAAUCUCACCCUUUCUAUCAAAAGGGCCUUCAAGAAGAAGAAAACGAAGAAGCAAAUCGCCAUUGAAACGCCAGAAUGGGAAGACUUGGAGUGAAAACUGACUAUGAAGAACUGCGCAACGCUCAAAUCAUGGAAAACAAGGCGCGAUUAGCCAGUCUUGGACUUCAAAAAGCUGUGGCAGAGCUUCGAUCGAUCAGAUCUAAACCACAAUCUGAGAAGAGAAAACACAACAAAGUUGACUACUUCUCAACCCCUUUGCGCCGAUCUAGUCGAUUGAAAGGAAACUCUUCUGAAUCGAAUUCAUGCGGCACUACGCCGCUAGCGAAAAGGAAAUUGGGGCUUUUUGAUGAUGAAGAUGAUGAAGAUGAUAUUGAGAAGAGACCAGCUAAUGCACCUCUGUUGAGAGUGAAAGAUGGCUUAACGCUGCGUCUUACUCCAGAAGCUUUAGCUCGGCGUUGCACAAGCAAGGACAGGGGAACGUUAUAUGACCCUUAUUUGGGUAUUUGCUGUCACUUUUGCAGGCAAAAGAAAUUAUGUGGUGAAGAAGACUGUAAGCGAUGUGGUGAUUCAGACAUGGAUCAACCUUGCUUAGGCAAGACAGAUUGUUCAAGUUGUCAUUCUAGCCAAGGUGUUCUUUGCCGAGGCUGUCUUAAGGUUCGAUAUGGUGAAGAAAUGGAGGAUGUGAGAGCAAAUAAAGAAUGGAUAUGUCCUCAUUGUACCGAAGAAAAAGGCAUCAAUCCAUAUUGGAUAUGUAAUAGCUCAUUGUGCCUAAAGAAGCGAAAGAUGGCUCCAACUGGGAUCGCCAUAUUCAGAGCUAGAGAGAUGGGAUACAAAUCAGUGGCACAUCUGUUAAUGGAUCAGCUUCAGGGAGCAGUGAAGGGUUGAUGAUAAACAAAAUUUAGUGCAUUGUUAACUUCUUGUUGGUGCAGUAAAAUUAGCUUCAGAAUGUAAAAAUGAAUGUUAUGAAGUCCAAUCACUGGUUGUGUAAUGGCAAGGAUCCUCAUAUUGAAAUUUAUGCCACCCUUUCGUUUGAGGUUAUAUCGAAGCAAACACUUGUGGAAUUACAUUGAGUAUGUUGUUGUCCACAACAAUUUUAUCCGUUAUAAAGCCUGAAUCUUGCUCAGGAAAUUUGUUCAAAA
Molecule: messenger RNA, 1201 nt
Organism: Solanum pennellii
Lineage: Eukaryota; Viridiplantae; Streptophyta; Magnoliopsida; Solanales; Solanaceae
Product: cell division cycle-associated protein 7-like
Exons: 8
Coding region: 138-947 (269 amino acids)
Biological process (GO): regulation of DNA-templated transcription
Cellular component (GO): nucleus
Source: RefSeq, a predicted model, not a curated record